AUGGAUUUGGACGCUAGCCUGAAAGUUGUUGGCCUGGUUGGUCGCAUACAAAUCAUCAACUUUGCAAUCUUCUGUUUGGGAUCGUCAUUAGGGGCGAUACAACUUACAAGCAUCGUCUUUACUGUCGACCAAUCCGUGGUGCAUCAAUGUAAGCCAGCGCCGGGAUUUUCGGCCAACGAAACUCGGCUUGUUUUUGAAGAAGAUGACCGACUAGUAUCGGAUGGCUGUUACAUGUACCAAUUCGACGAUGGAACACUGACAAAGAACGCAACGAAAUGUCAGUACGGCUGGGAAUAUGCUCCAGAAUUUGGAGAAAGAAGUGCAGUUACGGAUUUUGACCUCGUUUGCAACCGUGGCUAUCUUGCCAAUUUAUUGGUGUCCAUUCACUUCGCUGGUGUCCUUGUCGGUGGUUUUAUCACAGGCCAAGCUGCAGACAUGUUCGGUAGACGGGUCGUCAUCAUGGCUACUUUGCUUCUGAUGAGUGUGCUGGGCACAGCCAUCAGUUUCUCGUGGAACUUGCAGCUCCUCAUGGCUCUAAGAUUCCUUUUGGGUGUGGCAAUACCGGGGACUUGUUUAGUUAGUCACAUCCGAGUGGUGGAGAUGUUUACUCCAAAGAAACGACCACUCGCCCACAUGAUCUUCCAGCAUGCCUGGACUUUGGGUAAUGUGCUCGUCGCGCUUUUGGCGUUCUUGUUCCCCAACUGGCGAUACCUCCAGCUUUUCACGUCUCUCAUGUGUGUUCCAGCCUGUGUCAUAAUGUGGUUCUGCACAUAUGAAUCAAUUCGAUGGCUGGUUCAGAAAGGCCGGUUGGAUAAGGCAGAGGCCAUUCUCCAGAAAAUCGCCAAAUCCAAGAACAUCAAGCACGACAGAAGCUUCCUCGAGAAGCUACAAAUGGAAGGUGCGCCCACGCCUGGGAACACUGCGUUCUCCGAAACACCGACGAACGAGCACGUGACCGAUGAACGUGAGGGUCCAACUGCGGACGUGGGAGAACGUAAUGAAGGCAGGGAAAUAGGAAAUCCCACUCAGGCAAUCUGCUCUGAAGAAGAUGAUGUGACGAAAACCAAGAUUGUAAAGAAGUACACUGUGCUUGAUCUCUUCAAGACCAAAGUUCUCAUCAAACACACCUGCAUCAUUUUCUGCUUUUGGCUAAUCAUGAAUGUAUCAUACUUCGGGUUGCUCCUGUAUUCGACCAGUCUUUCCGGUAACAAAUACCUGAACUUCUUCCUAUUGGCUGUGAGUGAAGCACCGGCCUACUCCAUCGACUUCUUCAUCCUCAGAAGAUUUGGUAGGAGGAGGCCUCUAAUCAUGUUCUUCUUCACUGGGGCAGUGGCUUGUUUGCUGGUUGCUUUCCUGCCCGUGAAACCAGGAAACGGAAUAGAUCUAACAAUAUUGAUCGUUGCGUUGGUAAUGAUCGGUAAAUUCUUUUCCAACGCGACCUUUGACGUGACGCUGUUGGUUGGUGCGGAAAUAUUCCCUACGAUGUUACGAAACAUUGCAACGGGCAGCGCGUCUACAGUAGGGCGGGUCGGUGCCAUCGUGGCACCAUUCAUUGUGAAUCUGCAAGAAGUCAGGAGCUUUCUUCCCAUGCUCGUGAUUGGUUGUAUGUCGCUGGUAGCCUGCAGCCUUGUGUUCAUGCUGCCAGAGACCAAGAACAAACCACUCCCGGAGACAUAUGAAGAUGCCAGCAAGUUAUUAAAGGACUGAGGUCAAUGCACCAUGAAAUUAAGGUUCGAGAAUUACAAAUGCUAACACGUAAUAACAUAAUGAGGCAGAGUUUUUGCUAAAUUGGGAGCCGUGCUUUGUCUUUUAGUUGUAAAGUUGAAGAUGGUAUUUGCCUGAAUGAUUAUCAAGUUGUACAGAAAACAAAUAGUAUGCGCAAACUUAUAGUCGUAAGUGCUUGUACGAAUAUAGCUGAAAUUGAUAAUUGCGUUAUAAGCACAUCUUUUUUAAGGAAAAGUAAGUAAUCUAAGAUUCCUGUAAAUAUACCCCUCCGCCCUCCGGAGACAUUUUUUUUCGUCAUACGUUAUACCUUAACGAGGCAAGGUAGAUGAUAAUGAGACAUUUCAAUGUCUCCGAGCUAAUGUCACAAAUGCUAUUAAGGGGCAAUAUUUUAAUGUUGGAAAUAGGAUGAGAUCGAUUGCUCGUGGUUUAAAACACAAAUAUACUAAAAUUAGUGGGGGUAGAAUAAAAAAAAAUAGGGGCUAGCAGUCAUGACAGCUUGAACAUUUUUGUGCACUACCCUAUGGGAAUGUCAACCUAAGGUACCAUACUCGGUAAUAAUGAGACUUACAAAGGUAUUCAUACCUUUUUAUACUGAAUUUUUUUUUUCUUUUAAGCUUGACUGAAUAACAAACGCCAUUAAUA
Patiria miniata (bat star) is the source of this 2367-nucleotide messenger RNA. RefSeq names its product organic cation transporter protein-like. The record is from RefSeq and is a predicted model, not a curated record. Gene Ontology annotation, cellular component: membrane. NCBI's taxonomy places the organism in Eukaryota, Metazoa, Echinodermata, Asteroidea, Valvatida, Asterinidae. The coding region runs from base 1 to 1707 and encodes 568 amino acids. The transcript has 9 exons. Gene Ontology annotation, biological process: transmembrane transport. Gene Ontology annotation, molecular function: transmembrane transporter activity.